Messenger RNA from Callorhinchus milii (elephant shark), 1598 nucleotides. RefSeq names its product Kruppel-like factor 6a (gene klf6a). Gene Ontology annotation, molecular function: DNA-binding transcription factor activity, RNA polymerase II-specific; RNA polymerase II cis-regulatory region sequence-specific DNA binding. The transcript has 4 exons. The coding region runs from base 367 to 1224 and encodes 285 amino acids. The record is from RefSeq and is a predicted model, not a curated record. Gene Ontology annotation, biological process: regulation of transcription by RNA polymerase II. NCBI's taxonomy places the organism in Eukaryota, Metazoa, Chordata, Chondrichthyes, Chimaeriformes, Callorhinchidae.
CAGUCGGUCUCAGUCAGUGCAUGUGCGCGGACCGCCUGCGCUCCCCAUUCUGCUCACACACACCGACCCUUCCUUCACAGACUGUAACUAGUACUCGCUGGGGACAAGAUUUUUUUUCCUGCACAAAAAACAGCAACCAUCAUCAGCCAGCACCACAACCUCUCUGCUGGCUAUUCGUUAUUUUUUCUCUCUCCACACUGCCCUCCCGCCCUCUCUUUAUUUCUUCACGGUGUUGGAAGAAAAUUGGUUUUAUUCAAGUGGUGUGUUUUUUUUUAAAAAAAGGAAAAAUAACCCCCAAGCACCAGCCCCUCUGUCAAAAAAAAUUCCACCCAUAAAACAACCGACAGCAGCAGCCACCGAGGGAGGAUGGAUGUUCUACCGAGGUGCAGCAUCUUCCAAGAGCUUCAGAUUGUGCAUGACACUGGAUACUUUUCAGGUCUGGCAUCACUUGAAGAAUACUGGCAGCAGACUUGCCUGGAGUUGGAGCGGUACCUUCAGAGCGAGCCCUAUGUAUCCGCAUCUGAUUUUAGAUUUGAUGGACAGGAUGAUCUCUUAAGCAAAAUCUUUAUGGCAUGUGGGGAGAAGGAUGAAAGUGACCAGAAGAAUCCAAGCUUAUCAGAGGAGGAGACCCAGGAAAAUCAAAACCUGGAAACCAAUAGCAUGACCUCUGACAUCAGCAAUGAGUCACUGGACAGCUCUGAGGAACUUUCGCCCACGAUAAACUAUACUUUGAAUCCUUUAAAUACCGUUCUAGCAAAUUCUGAAAACAUAAAUUCUCCGGUUCUUUCCACUCCACCAUCCUCUCCAGAGACAACCAAGGAAUUUCCUGCUCCGUUGUGGAACAAUCUGCCAGCAAACGUACCUGAGCUGGGUACCCCAGUCAAAAGUCGAGGCGGAAACACCACAAAACCGUUGGAUAAAUCUAGUGCAGUAAACGGGGAAGCAUCACCUGAUGGUAGGAGAAGAGUCCAUCGAUGUCACUUCAAUGGGUGCAGAAAAGUAUACACCAAAAGUUCACAUCUAAAAGCACAUCAACGCACUCACACAGGUGAAAAACCUUACAGGUGUUCAUGGGAAGGAUGUGAAUGGCGAUUUGCACGAAGUGACGAGCUUACGAGGCACUUCAGAAAGCACACCGGGGCAAAACCAUUCAAAUGCUCGCACUGUGACAGGUGUUUUUCUAGAUCUGACCACCUGGCCCUGCACAUGAAGAGACACCUCUGAGCUUGUCUAGAGCGAAACCUGGUCGGUGAUUCAGCUUGAACUGCCACAUGAGGAGGAACGUAUGCUUCACCCAAAGCAUGCCAUUUUGCACCCUACCCAGUAGCCUCCAGGUCCUUUGCCAAGGUGUUCUCAGAGACUGUUAGUGUGAGAUGCAGCCUAGUAAUUGCAGUCGGAGCAUAAUGUCGGGGGGUGAUUUCCUUGGGUGCAUACACCGACCGGCAUCUAAUCUUACAAGUGUCUGCCAAGCCUCUGCUGUGAGCAUGUGCACUGAGAGUGUUGAUGACUAGGCGAAUGACUGUAUGAUGAGAAACCAAUGAUUUUUAUUGUGGUUGGGCGAGAUUGAGUUGAGAAAAAAAACAAUCUGGAUGAGUGUG